Molecule: messenger RNA, 4124 nt
Organism: Rhopilema esculentum
Lineage: Eukaryota; Metazoa; Cnidaria; Scyphozoa; Rhizostomeae; Rhizostomatidae
Biological process (GO): G protein-coupled receptor signaling pathway
Cellular component (GO): plasma membrane
Molecular function (GO): G protein-coupled receptor activity
Source: RefSeq, a predicted model, not a curated record
GAAAAAUUUAACACCCAGAACAAAAGAUUUUGAAGAAAACUAUAUUGUUUUACAAAAAGGUGGGGGGGGCCUGGCUUAAGGUGUUAUUCUUUUCAAAAGACAUUUGAUCAUAACAUUUCUGUAUAUACUAUCUAAGAGUUGCAUUUUACUCGACGUCCGGUCCCUUACAACUGAAUUUAUUGAUUUAGACAAAUAGGCUAGUAGACUAGCGUGUUAUUGUCAGAUUGCGCACAUUCAAGUAAAUUGUGGCCGAUGGGAAGGAGCGAAGCAGGUUCAUUGCCAUCUGUUAACGUGUGCACGUUUUCAGAGUAUCCCAUGGGCGCAGACUGCUUAAACAAAGCUGCCUCUGGAAUAAGCUCUCAUUGAAGAAGAGCAUCAUAGAAAGAAGACAAAGCGACGGCAACAUAAAAAGCAAGUUUUUGGCAACACCAUCCAAAAGAUAUCAACACACGUUGCCUUGAUGUUCCAUUGAAAAAGGACAGUUCAUGACACACUAAAAAUGAACAGCUCAGUGCUGCGGGAUUUUCUUGCCUUCCUUACAGUUGUGUUUAUCAUCCUGACACUAGCCGGAGGUGCAAUGAUGCUUCGAUUCUCCUUCCAUGGCAUAACUGUGACAAAUUGCAUAAUGAAGUUCCUUGUUCGUUAUCUCUCUAUUUCUAGUCUUUUGGUUGGCUGCAUUGCGAUGCCAUUCAAUUUACAUGUGCUGCUGUGCAACGGGGAGCUGAGCUGCAACAUUGCCUGCCUCGCAAGGUACUUCUUCACAUUCAUUUUUAGCAAUGAUUCCUUGAUCAUCUUAAGCACGCUGUGUCAUUAUCGACGCGACCUCAUCGUGAAAGUGCCCUUUGGAAAAGUUGCUUGCGUCACCCUCGCCAACAGGCGGUUGAUUGUUACAGUUGCAGCUGCCAUUAGUUUCUUUCCAAAUCUCUUCCUGUCUAUUGGCUAUUUGUAUCUUAUGGUAACCAAUAAUACAGCACCAUGCCAGCCAGAUGAAAUACACAAAAAGACCACACAUUAUUACCUAGGCAUCGCUGAAGGUGUCAAAACAGGACUAGUCUUUGGAGUAUGCUUCACUUUCAUCAUUCAAGAUGUUUCAAAAAUACGGAAAACUCUGGCUGAGCAAGCUUCAAGAGUUGGGCAGUCGUCACUUAGAGGUCUUCACACGCAGAAAGUGAACGCAAACAUCUACUUUGCAGUGGUGUUCAUCGCCAUGUGGAUCCCAUUCAGUAUCAUAGCAGUCCUGGCAAAUUACAUACCGCCAUAUUACUACAAUGAUGCGUAUACUAUAGGCUACACCCUUGCUUAUGGAAGUUUUGCACUGUUGCCUAUCUGCUAUGCAUUAACCGACGGUAAUUUUAAAACAUACGUUAAAGUUGCCUUUGGUUUUAGCAAAGGGAACGAACAAACAAACAGAGCCAAUACAAUUUUUCCUCUUAAAGAUAUGCCAACUCUUGGAGGCGGUAAAGACUAGUCUUUCAAAAAAGCUUAUGGAUGUACUUACACUUCCUGGAAAGUUGCAAACUCGCCUAAUGGUGGUCCCAUUUCGACAUCAUUCUUGAAAAGAAGGGUGCAAAAUUGACUUAUGAAAAACUUUUAUUGACUUUUAUUCUGAUAUUAAAAGAUAAACUAACGCUUGUCCCGGUACAGUAUUCUGUCGGAUUAAAGUUUAUCCGCUGAUUUAUUACUUGGCUCAAUUAAGAAUGGAGGUCACUUUUAAAACACAGGCAUAUAUAAGUGAUAAUGUCCUUGUCGACAAAAUAAGUUUGUUAUAAUUUUUAGAAACCGGUAUAUCUUUACACUCAUUUUGAUUUAGGUUAUAUUUUGUUGAAUAUCAAGCAGGCAACAUAAAUUGGGGACAGAGCAAAGGGACUGUCUUCAAUAAAGUUUCAGUGUUUAAAUUUUAAUCGAAACAAGAAAAAGAGAGGAAAAUUUUAGAUAGCAUUUCGCAUGCGUCAUACAAUGACGAACCUUUUUGUAUGGAUUGAAAAGAUAGCUUUAAAGUAUAUAAUACUAUGUAGUAACGUAAAUAUUGCUAUAAUUACUAAACUGCUAACUGCUGCAUAAGUCGAUCAUUCAGUUUUAGGUAUCAAAAUAUAGCCCUCACUUAGUGCAUGUGAAGAAAAAGAUUUGGUUCAAGAUGAUGUGAUCGCGGCAAAGACUGCGGAGCGUAUUAUAGGCUGGGAGGCUAACAAAUUUUGGGCUGGGGGAGAGGGGGGGAGGUGGUGUUGACAAACAUGCGAAAAGUUAAAUCGCUCAGCAUUUGUGAAAAGAAUAUGAAGUCAAGGCCUAGACAUUUUGGUUGUCCUGGGGCCUAUGUCAGCUUUUCUUAGCAGCAAUAUACCCUUUAUGUGUAUGUCGUUAUAACCUGUCUUUGCGAUAAUUUGGGUUGAUUAGAUAAAGUACCAAGAAGGGCUGCUUCCUUAAUCUGAUGAUAAGAGAAACCUGGAGAUGUGCCUUCGUUUUUGUAACACUAUUAUGCAUUGUCACUCUUUGAAAAGGUUUUUUCCAAACGCUUUUAUCUGGCGUUAACCUUCAAAAGAUUUCCCCGGGGCCAUGCCUCUCGAACUCAUCCAUAAAGGCUUUUAACAAUCUCAGUUCUUGUUCUGAAAAGGUCUUGCUUACUUGUCAUCUGUUUUUUCAUUUUUUCAAGGGAAAUGGAAAGGUAAAAUUUGAGUUUACAGAAUCCUUUUUUAAAAACUAACGAGUUUUUCUUUUUUUAGCUUGAUAGAUUUAAUAGAUAGCAGUUAUAAAUCCAAGCAAUUCGAAAACAAAGGAAAUACGCAAAUAUUUGCAACGAAGAAACUGACUUUUCACCUUAACGGUUCUCUAAAAUUGAUGAAAAUAAAGCAAAAUACUCAUUAAAUGCAAUAUAAUUUCUAAUCUUGAACUGAAAAAUGUGUUUUUGCAUCUAUUUUUCUUUGAAUUUAUACAAAUUCUUCCUGGACUUUCCAUAUGAUUAUUCUCUCUCGGAGAAUUCAAUUUUCAUUUACUGAAGAUAAAAAUGUUUUAAAAAAUUUGAAUUUUAUUGUUUAAACAAACCUGUAAAAACAAAAUGGAUGUUUUUGUGAAUGAAGAAAUUCAUUUUCUUUCAAGGAUAUAAACAUGAAUCUAAUUGGUAAAGAUUAAUUCAUACCGAUUAAACAUCCUUCGGUUGUUGAUUUUUAUUCAUGAUCUAGAGUAUACAUAUUAAGCAAUGCAAUUUGGAUCGAUCUGUAUGUAAUUAGUACUGGAGUGUUGGGUAUAAAAAUAAUUUGCUGCAUGGGUAUAAUAUUGCAUGGCUGAGCUACUAUGCAGUUUAAAGGUUUUUUCAUCUAUUAAAGUUCAUUAUGGAUAAAUUUCGUUGCCUUCCUGAUACCAUUAAACUUUCAUGGCUUUCUCUACCAUUUCAUCGUUUGCUACAAAGUUGAAAAUAUUAGUUUGAUGGUAGCAAAGGAGGGGAGAGGGGUAGUUUGAUAAUUAUCAAACAACCCCAAAAUCCUUGCCACUUAAAUCCGUCUUUGCCAAUAUCACUAAUGGUGAACAAUAAGCAAAAAUUUCUAACUUCUAGGCAAGUUCAGGUCUAGUCUGUUGUAUACAAUAUGUAUACGGCUAAAAUAUAGGCCCUUUGGGUGCUAGAGCCUCGAAUGACUUGCAAGAACUUCAAACGUCAAGGAGCUCCAGUCCAGCUCCUAGCCCCUUGCUACUGUUAAUCUGGAAUAUGGCUUCUGGCUUUGGUAUUCAGAUUAACACGAUUGAUGAAAAAUCUUCGCCCUGCUAAGGAGGAUGAAAUUUAAUGCAUUGAUAAUUACAAAUUAUUAAAGACGAAUCUCGGUUAUGCCUCGGACAACAUCUUGAAAAACGUUUUACUAGACUAUUUCGAACACCGAGAUUUUCCACUGGAUUGCUAACAAGAGAUGCUGCCAAAUAUUUUCUACUACCCAUUGUAGCCUUGUUGAUCUUUACUUCAAAUGCGGGUUAUACCUAUGUUAUCUUUGAGAUUAAAUUACAGAUGUGCAGAUAAAGUUUUCCCCCUAGAUGGCACGGCCUGAAAUAGCCCUACGAGAAAAACUGAAGCCCCAAACGGCCACUCAAAAUUAUUUAUUAGCACCUUAUGGCGUAAUGUUUCCAAAUAACUAACAAUGAGGAUA